CACAGCAGCCUGAAUAAUCAGAGAAAGAAAAGCUCCUCAGUCGCGUUUUCCGUGUCAUCGACAUCUGAGGGGAAUUUGCUUGUCGGUCGUUCUAAAACCUCAAAUCUGGAUCUUUAUUUGAUGACUGCGCAUUUAAAGCAUUGAAAGUCAGUAUUUCGUCGUCAUUUCUCGAGAUCUUCUCAUUAGACAAGCACAUCUCCGCUGCAGUGAUGUGGCACACGGUAUUGUUCUUCGUCGUCCUUUCUUCUCACUCCGUGCUCGGCCAGGUCAGCUACUCCAUUCCGGAGGAAAUGGCGAAAGGCUCGACGGUUGGAAAUAUUGCGCAGGAUCUGGGAUUAGAUUUAAAAAGACUGAAAUCGGGAAAAGCGCGGAUUUUCUCCGGGGACAGCACGGAAUACAUCGAGCUGAACAAAGAGAAGGGCAUGCUACUGAUCAAAGAGAAAAUAGAUCGCGAGGCUCUGUGCGCUAAAACAACGCCGUGCGCUCUACAUCUGCAGAUGAUUCUCGAGAAUCCGAUGGAAAUGUACACAGUAACGGUCGAAAUCACGGAUGUAAACGACAAUGCUCCGUUUUUCCAAACAGAUGAAAUCAGUUUUGAGAUUAGCGAGUCAGCGGUAACUGGAUCGAGAUUCAUGUUAGACGGAGCAGUGGAUGCCGACGUUGGAACUAAUGGCCUUCAGAGCUACUCACUCAAACCAACGGAUCAUUUUGUUCUAGAAUUCCAAAAUCACGCAAAUGGAGUAAAAAGCGUAGAGAUGGUUUUACAAAAACCCCUCGACAGAGAGAACAAGGAACGAUUUACGUUGAUGUUAACAGCGAUUGAUGGAGGUGAGCCAGUGCUAUCUGGCACUGUCCAGAUACACAUCACUGUCCUUGACGCUAAUGAUAACGCUCCUGUAUUCACCCAAAAAGUAUAUAAGGCCGUAAUUAUCGAAAAUUCACCCAAAGGAUCCAAACUGACCACCGUCAGCGCCUCUGAUGCAGAUGAAGGCGCAAACGGAAAGGUGACGUAUUAUAUUUCAAAGGUAGAUGACGACAUCAAAGAUUUCUUCACAAUAAAUAAAGAAAAUGGGGAAAUAUCGUUAAUUGGACAAAUUGACUAUGAGAAAACCAGCCAUUACCAACUUGAUAUUAAAGCUAGAGACCAAGGUGGACUUUCAGACUCAUGUAAAGUAAUUAUCGAUGUACUAGAUAUUAAUGAUAAUAAACCAACAAUAACUAUCAUGUCUAUGUCCAGCUCUAUAUCAGAAAAAUCUCCAUCAGGCACAGUUGUUGCGAUGCUGAAAGUAAAUGAUCCAGAUUCAUCGGCCAAUGGGCGAGUUCAGUGCAGUAUUAGUGAACAUAUUCCGUUUGUUAUCACUUCACCAUCCAACAACUUCUUCAGUCUGCGCACAGAGCAGGAACUGGACAGGGAGAGAGAGUCUGAGUACAACAUCACUGUGCUGUGCUCUGAUGAGGGAGUUCCCUCACUCUCCAGCAGCGCUUCCCUCCGUUUACUCAUUUCAGAUGUGAAUGAUAACGCUCCUGUCUUUGAGAGAAGGAGCUACGAGGCCUUUGUGCUCGAGAACAACACACCAGGUCUCUCUGUCUUCACAGUGAAGGCCAGUGACGCGGACUCGAACCAGAAUGCGCGCGUUUCUUACAUUUUAGAUGACAGCGCUGUUAAUGGGGUUCCUGUAUCGUCAUAUGUGUCAGUCAGUGCUGAUAAUGGAGUCAUUAGUGCCGUGCGAUCUUUUGACUACGAGCAGUUAAAGGACUUCCAUUUCCGCGUAAAAGCACAGGAUGGAGGCUCCCCUCCACUCAGUAGUAACGUGACAGUGAGGAUCAAAAUCCAAGACCAGAACGACAACGCUCCUCAGGUUCUGUACCCAGUGCAGACUGGUGGCUCUGUGGUGGCUGAGAUUGUGCCUCGUUCAGCAGAUGUUGGCUAUCUGGUCACCAAAGUGGUGGCUGUUGAUGUGGACUCUGGACAGAAUGCCUGGCUCUCCUACAAACUCCAGAAAGCCACAGACAGGGCGCUGUUUGAAGUGGGCCCACAGAAUGGAGAGAUACGGACUGUGCGCCAGGUCACUGAUAAAGAUGCAGUGAAACAGAAGCUCACUGUUGUUGUGGAGGAUAACGGACAGCCGUCUCGCUCAGCUGUAGUGAACAUCAAUGUAGCUGUAGCGGACAGUUUCCCUGAAGUGGUCUCGGAGUUCUCGGACUUUACGCUCAGCAAAGAAUACAACGAUAACCUGACUUUUUACUUAGUUUUAGCUCUGGCUGCUGUUUCUUUCCUGUUCAUCACUACUGUAGUAGUUAUAAUAUCAGUGAAGAUCUACAGAUGGAGACAGUCUCGUAUUUUCUAUCAGUCCAGUCUCCCAGUUAUUCCGUACUAUCCACCCGGUUACGCAGACACAGGAGUUACUGGAACUCUGCCGCACAUGUACAAUUAUGACGUCUGUAUGACGACCAACUCGAGGAAAAGUGACUGUAAAUAUUCUACACUUGGUGGUCAGAGUGUUUUAGUGGUGGACCAGAGUUUCUCAGAGACUCUGCAGCGCGCGAUGAAGGAAAAAAAUCUUGUAGAUGAUCCAGAUUCUCCAGAUUUGGUAAGAAUUCUCAUUUUUAUAUGAUCUAACACCACACCCAUACACACACAUCCUCCCACACACACACACACACACACACACACACACACACACCCCAAAACCAUGAAAGCCAUCAUGAACACUGCAAAAUGACAAGCACUGAAUCACAGCCCAGAAACAUUUUAAAAUAAAACCAGACUCAAAGCAAUAUGAAACAACAUUGGAAUUUGGAAACUUUAGAACUAAAAGAGAAAACAAACAUUUAUUAAAUAUUGCGAAAAUGGCUAAUUAUAAUUUUGCUACUUUUGCUUUUCCCCUCACAUAUCCAUAUCCAGUGUGCCACCGUAUGCCCUGAGUCAAAAGAGUCAAUGAUUCACCAUGGCAUGUUUUUAUUUUAAUUAAGUCAUUAAGCUAUCCACUCUGCCCUGUGAAAUCAUAUACAGGUGAGACCUCAUUAAUGAUUAGAAAUAUAAAAUACAUGUACACUCACCACAUCCACUGCAAUCACAUAUUAAAAGCAGACGCUGUCUACAACUCAGUGUAUUCUGAUUCCAUUCAUUAUAAGGAUGUCACACUAUAAGAAUGUACUUAAUAGACCACCACUCUGUUUAU
Molecule: messenger RNA, 3182 nt
Organism: Pygocentrus nattereri (red-bellied piranha)
Lineage: Eukaryota; Metazoa; Chordata; Actinopteri; Characiformes; Serrasalmidae
Product: protocadherin beta-16-like
Exons: 2
Coding region: 210-2615 (801 amino acids)
Biological process (GO): homophilic cell-cell adhesion
Cellular component (GO): plasma membrane
Molecular function (GO): calcium ion binding
Source: RefSeq, a predicted model, not a curated record